AUGGGGCCCAGCUUUGUUUCAAUAAUAAACGAGUCUAAUGAACCUGUGCUAAUAUACAUUCCAAAUCAAGGAUCAGUUGAGGUCAAUGAAGUACUGAAAUAUAAUACUUUUUCUAACAUCUCACUGGAUUAUUUUGAAAGUCCAUUGUUUGAGGCCUCUGCAAAUGAUAAGAACAAGAUGAUCAAACUACUUUUCAAACUAGAACAUGUGGCUGUAUAUGGUAUGCUGAUUAAGGCAACCGGCUUGAAAAUAAUAAUUGGGUUCAACGAUAAGGAAGGCGGCGAUAGUAAUGAUGAUGAGAUUGACGACAUUUUCCAAAAAGUCAAGAAGAUUUAUUUAAGAGUAAAAUCUAGUCCAUUCGUAGACAUUAAUAAUGAUAACAAACAACUUGCCAAUUUAUUGGAAAAAAAGUUCGAUGAUGAAUUUAUUAAAAGCGUUAUAUCACAUGUAGAUCGACUUUAA
Molecule: messenger RNA, 462 nt
Organism: Kazachstania africana CBS 2517
Lineage: Eukaryota; Fungi; Ascomycota; Saccharomycetes; Saccharomycetales; Saccharomycetaceae
Gene: TCA17
Product: Tca17p
Exons: 1
Coding region: 1-462 (153 amino acids)
Biological process (GO): endoplasmic reticulum to Golgi vesicle-mediated transport
Source: RefSeq, a predicted model, not a curated record